AUGUCGGAGCAGCGGCUGCGAGUCUUCCAGGCCUCCGGCCAGGAGCUCCUGGCCCUCUCUGCAGAGGAGCUGAGAGCCGUCGGCACGGUUGGGAACCUGAAGCGUCGCCUGCAGGCGCUCUGCGGGGUGCCCAGGUUUCGGCAGCGGCUCCUGCGCGGGGGCGCCGCGGGCCUCGAGGAGGGCGCCCGCUUGGAAGCUGACGACUUCCAGCUGGUCCUGCUCGGCUUCUGUAGCGCUUCAGAGGAGGAGGUGGACCACCUUGCAACCUGCGCGAAGCAGGACUUGGUCGAGAGGGUCGAGGAGGUUCUCGCGCGGCCCAUCGAUCCGGACUUGAUCGGACGACGUGGGCUGUCGCCGCUGUGCCUGGCGUCGCAGCACGGCCACAAGGGCACAGUGCAGCUUCUGCUGGAGGCCCAGGCAGACAAGGACAAGGCGUGCGGAUGGGCCACGCCCCUGCGCUUGGCAGCUCAGGAAGGCCAUGCAGAGAUCGUACAUCUACUCUUGGAGGCGGGCGCCGACAAGGACGGAUGUAGCAGAGGCGAGACCCCACUUGGCUUGGCAGCCAACGAAGGCCACGUGGAGACGACGCGCCUGCUUCUCGAGGCGGGCGCCAACAAGGACAAGAGAAGUGGAUGCUGGGCAUGA
Symbiodinium natans is the source of this 645-nucleotide messenger RNA. The record is from the annotation of a GenBank genome assembly. NCBI's taxonomy places the organism in Eukaryota, Dinophyceae, Suessiales, Symbiodiniaceae.